AUGGAAAUCCCGAGGCCCACGGAAGGAGACGUCGACAUUGGCACGGCCACGUUCGAUGCCUGCUGGGUCCUGACAGCCCUCGUGGGUGUCGCUCUACUGUUUCGAUAUUCGGUCAAGGCGUGGGUGCGAUGGGCUCUGCCCCAAGUCACUGCCCCCGGACGAGUCUGGGGUAUCGAAGACCUCUUCUUUUUGGUGGCCUAUGGCUGUGAUCUGACCCAUAUGACUAUGAUUCAGAUGAGCGCCAAUUGGGGCCUGGGCCGCCACUUCUUCUAUCUGAAUGCCACUGAACGGUUCCAUGCAAUGAAGUGGGAUUUCAUAUCGCAGCCUAUCGCUGUAGCCUCGGCCAUGAUAUCUCGUUCUGGCAUGAUGUGGUUCCUGUUGACCUGUUUCGCGGCGAGCGAUAAGAAGAUCCGCGUGUCGAUCAUUGUCUGUGCUGUGGUUCAGGUCGUCGUCAACAUGGUCACCAUCGUGCAGAUCAUUGUUCAGUGCGGGCCGAACCCGUAUCGUGCGGCCGAUCGUGUUCAAUACUUCCACUAUAUGUGGUCUCCUCUGCCUGCAGACAAUUCGGUUGUGUGCCAGUCGCCCGUGGUCCAGACCACCGUGGGCUUUGUACAAGGAGGAUUCAACUCCAUUAUUGAUUUUUUCCUCGGUGUUCUCGCCGCCGUCGAGCUGUGGCAAUUCUUCCUUCGAACUCUGAACCGUGACCAUCACGUGUCGUUCUGGUCUAAAUUCCGCAAGAUCAACAGCACCGUUCGAUCACGACGGAUCUGGCAGACGCUCACUUUGAGUGGUCCACUGAUUCUCUCUGGCGCUGCCUCCAUAGUCAAGACUUAUAAACUCAAGUCUUUGGGAGACCGACUAGACUUUACUUAUAACAUCGUCUCUUUUGUCCUUUGGGUAAAAAUCGAAAACUAUAGCAUCCUCCUCGCCUCGUGCGCACCCGUCGCCCGGCUGUUCCUCCGUGCCUUUGUCGACUCUCGUCGUGAGGGCCGUAUGGCCGGCUACUGGUCCAAGUCACGGUCCAAUAAUGGCGAAAAUGCCAAUCACUCCAAUGACACCGAGAUGAAGCGUCACCGCAAGGAUCAGUGGAUGGACUCGGAGACGGUGACCAACUGGGACGAAGAAAAUCCUUUGCCGAACUGGAGUAGCAAUGAGCGCUCCGAGAGCCGAAUCUCAAAGGCUCAACAUCCUGAGAAUCCCGGCGAUGGAGUCACGGUCAAGACGGAUAUCAUUGUGCAAGUGGAUGACGGCCUGUCCACCUCCUCGGGUGGUGCACGGCUUUUGCCGGACGGCACUGAGACCCUUCACGGCCACGGCUCAGAGCGAACGUAA
This is a messenger RNA of Penicillium cinerascens, 1332 nucleotides long. RefSeq lists its product as uncharacterized. Lineage: Eukaryota; Fungi; Ascomycota; Eurotiomycetes; Eurotiales; Aspergillaceae. The transcript is spliced from 9 exons. The record is from RefSeq and is a predicted model, not a curated record. Bases 1 to 1332 code for a protein of 443 amino acids.